Messenger RNA from Penaeus vannamei (Pacific white shrimp), 5657 nucleotides. RefSeq names its product transmembrane 9 superfamily protein member 4 (gene TM9SF4). NCBI's taxonomy places the organism in Eukaryota, Metazoa, Arthropoda, Malacostraca, Decapoda, Penaeidae. Gene Ontology annotation, biological process: protein localization to membrane. The record is from RefSeq and is a predicted model, not a curated record. Gene Ontology annotation, cellular component: membrane.
GCGAGCGAGAGCAGCUGUGGCCGUACCUCGCGUGACGUGUACGACGUUCCUGCUCCUCCGGGUUUGUUGUGUUGGCAGACGGAUCCGAGGCAGCGCUGCGGCCGCUCUUCCUCGCCACAGACGCUUUCCUUCAUGAAUUAGUGGUGGUUCGCGCUUUUUUUGGGACAUGAUGUGGAGAGGCACGUUGCUAGUGGCGGUGUGGGCGUGGGCGGGGGUAGCGAGGGGCUUCUACGUGCCCGGCGUGGCGCCCGUGGAGUUCAAGAGGAAUGCCCCCGUCGAGGUGAAGGCUGUCAAGAUGACGAGCUCGCAGACGCAAUUACCCUACGAGUACUACUCCCUGCAAUUCUGCCGGCCUAAGAACGGCACGAUCUACAAGUCGGAGAACCUGGGCGAGGUCCUCCGUGGCGACAGGAUCGUGAACACGGCCUACGAGGUGUACAUGGACCAGCCCACCCAGUGCAAGCUCCUGUGCCACGACCUGAACACCCCCAUCCCCUGGAGCGAGCAGGAGGCCAAGGAGGUCGCCGACAGGAUCCGCCACGAGUACUACGUGCACCUGCUGGUCGACAACCUCCCCUGUGCCACUAAGUUUGUCAUGAUGGACACCCAGGAGCAGGUGUAUGAGAGGGGCUAUAAGUUGGGCUUUGUGCAGGACGACAAGGUGUACAUCAAUAACCACCUACGACUCAUUCUCUCAUACCACACGGAUGAUGAUGUGAAUUUCCGCGUGGUUCGCUUUGAGGUGGAGGCGUCUAGUGUGGAUCUCUCAGAAAUUGGGGGCACUGCGGACCAAUGUUCCUUCCCUGUGAAGCACAAACCACAAGAGGUGAAGCCUACAGACACAAACAACAUCCUCUUUACAUAUGCUGUGGAGUGGCAGCGUUCCGACGUGAGAUGGGCUUCUCGCUGGGACAUCUACCUGCAGAUGACAGAUGUACAGAUCCACUGGUUCUCUAUUGUCAACUCGCUGGUUGUGGUGUUCUUCCUCUCGGGUAUCCUCACCAUGAUCAUGAUCAGGACUCUGCGGCGAGACAUUGCCAGAUACAAUGCUGACGAGAGUUUAGAAGAGACCUUGGAAGAAUCUGGCUGGAAGCUUGUUCACGGAGAUGUAUUCCGACCUCCACGCUAUCCCAAGCUCUUCACAGCACUGGUGGGAUCUGGUGUUCAGAUCUUCUGCAUGGCCCUCAUCACAAUCGUGCUGGCCAUGUUGGGUAUGCUUUCCCCAGCCUCCCGUGGUGCCCUUAUGACUGCAGGGAUUUUGCUCUACGUAUUCAUGGGUCUCAUUGCUGGGUACAUGGCUGGUCGCCUAUACAGGACAUUGCGUGGCCAGCAAUGGAAGUCUGCUGCCUUCUGGACAGCUACACUUUUCCCUGCUUUUGUCUUCUCCACUUGCUUCUUCCUCAACUUCUUCAUCUGGGGAAAACAUUCGAGUGGGGCUGUACCAUUCACAACCAUGAUGGCCCUGUUCUCCCUGUGGAUCUGUGUGUCGGUGCCUUUGACUUUCAUUGGCUAUUACUUUGGAUUCCGCAAGCAGCCCUAUGAACAUCCUGUGCGGACUAACCAGAUCCCUCGACAGGUACCGGAACAGGUCUGGUACAUGCACCCUGUACUGUGUCUCCUCAUGGCAGGAGUCUUGCCUUUUGGGGCUAUGUUUAUAGAGCUGUUCUUCAUCUUGUCUGCCAUAUGGGAAAACCAGUUUUACUAUCUCUUUGGAUUCCUGUUCCUAGUGUUUGUCAUUUUGGUCAUCUCCUGUGGUCAAAUAAGUGUGGUAAUGGUCUACUUCCAGUUAUGUGGUGAAGACUAUCACUGGUGGUGGCGCAGCUUGAUCACUUCAGGCGGCUCUGCAGUUUAUGUGGCAGCAUACUCAAUCUUUUACUUGAGCACAAAGCUCGAGAUCACAGAGUUUGUUCCACUUCUAUUAUACUUUGGUUACACAGCCAUUAUGGUGGUGACUUUCUGGCUGUUAACUGGUACUAUUGGGUUUUAUGCUGCUUACCUGUUUAUUAGGAAGAUAUACGGUGCUGUGAAAAUAGAUUAAAGCAUCGUUCUUUUAGCCUGUAAUGGGGCAGUGUUUUACAUGCUCAUGGAUAGUUUUGCAGCAUCUUUGCUGUGCUAUAGAUCCUAUCAGACUCUCUCUCAUAGAUAUUAGAACACUUGUGUUUUCCAAAAUUGUUCUCAUCUUUUCUAAAGACUAAAAAAGUUCACAUCAUCAUUUAAAUGUCGUAUUAUUAUUGAAUGCAUUUUGUGAUUGUACAUACAAUAAAAAGUGAUACUAAGACGUUGCAUACAAUGUAUAGGAAGUAACCUGAUAUCACUACCACUGGGAAUGGUUGUGUAUAUAUGGCUUUAUGUCUGCCUUGAGGAGUAAGAGCGAUUCCUCUUGUGAUUGUUAAAGAUUCAAAGUGUGUAAUGAACCCUUGGGGUCCAAAUGCAAACAUUGUGCUCUUUUCAGUUGUAGCCUCAAGUCAUAUUCAGCCCUGAGAACUUCAAAGUCUGUACUGAUCUUUGAAAAAGUUAUAAAGAUCUUAAGCACUUUACAAAGUAAGAUCCAGUGAAAAUACUAUUCAGAGGUUUUUGAUUAAAAAGUAAUAAAUAUUGACAAUGCCUAAGAUUGUUGGUAAUCAAUGCAUUACACUUUAUAAUUGUGAAGUCCCAUCCAGUUACUGAUAUGAUUUUGUUGAUAUCAAGGCAUUGUAUAUUAUAUUAACUUAACCUAAUUAUUUAUAUGUAUAGAAAAUAAUCUAAUGCUUAAUUCAAGAUUGUAGAUGGUUGAUUAGUACUGUCAAAGGAAAUUUAGUAACUAAUUUCAGCAAAUAACAAUAAAAGACAAACAUAAAACAAAUAAAAUACAAGAGAUAUAGUUUUUUCUCUCAGCUGCAUUUUUUUUUAUUAUGGUUAGUUAUAUUUUAUUAUUUUUUUAUAUGCUACCUCAAGAUAUUUCAGUGCAUUGCAUCAGCCUUCUCUUUGUUUAGCUGACAACCAACUUUCCCAACUUGCCUAUCAAUUAAAAAAGAUCAAUAGACAACAAAGGAUCAAAUAAUACUAUUGAUUGUUUUGAAGUUUGGAUAUUGUUGGUCUAGAUCUGCAAUACGUUUCCAUAACUGUAGCAGAAGCAUGUCCAAUUUUUUCUUUUACCUGUUUAUUUUGUCCCAGUGCUUUUGUCAUCGUUUGUGAAUACUUAAAUAAUAGGAAAGCAAUGUGGAGCUUUUGGCAUGGUUGAGCAGAACUUGGAGAACAGUCAAGCUGAGGAAUGUAGAAAAUUUAGUGGACUAUUUAUCAGACAUUUUUUUCCGCUUUGUAGAUAAUAUGCAAUUCACAGAAUCACCAGGAGUAUACUAAGGCAAGAGCAAAUUGCAGUUGGCUUAUGGGAAAUACCCGUUUAUACAAGAUGAAGCUCCUGGAAGGCAUGGCUCAGUAUUCCUUUUAAUGUUGUGCUGACUAUAAAGAUGAAACCAUUCCAGGACAUGGGAAGUUUGAUGUCAAAUUUUAGCACAUACUGUGGAAUUAGCUAUGUUGCUAAGAAACUUUAUUUUUUAAUAGUAUUGAUAUUUUAAAGAAAAAAGUUACGUGACAAAUGGGAACUAAAGAUGUAAAGAUCAAGUAUUCACCAGGUUUUUUCAUUAUAUUUCCACACCAGCAGUAUGUUUCUUUAUCCAGAAAAAUAAGUUAAGUUAUACUUUCCUGGUAAUGUUUAUUACUGAUAGAGCCAUUUGAAAGAGGAACACAUAACCUUAUUGAUAAAGGGGUAUUUUUUUAUCUCUUUAUUUUUUUUGUUUUUUUUAUAAAUCUCAUUAUGCAUUGGUAGCAUCCAAGACUUUUAUCCAUAUUUGUUAAGAUUUGUCAUAGUGCGAUUUGUUUUUUAGCCUGAAUAAUGACAGGAUAGGUGUAGACAAGAGGGCUUGCCAAGAGUGCAACUUCUAGGCCGUGCUUAAAGAGCAGUUGCACUUAUGAAAGAAAUUAUUUUAAAAGACUGAAAAGAGGGCAUUAUGACUAUGAAUGGAGUAUUGUAUUUGGAGCGACUGUGUGUAAAAGAACAAGUAAAUACCAUAAAUUGUGGGAUGUAGAUUUGCAUUGGGAUUUUAUGGUGUCUGAGAAUAUGAGUUUUAAUAUUUGUGUGUGUGAAUAAAUAGUUAUUAUAUUUAUUAGAAUUAUUAUUGUGAUUACUUUAGAUGAUACUGCUUUAAUAAUUCUAGUGUUUUUUUUAAGAAUAUUUGGUUUUACUGUAUUAUUUUUAUGCUAAUGGUGGUUACUAUGAACAUUAUUAUAAAUAUUGCAGUUAAGAUGGUGUAUAUUUGGUAAAUUUUUCCAUUCAGUAUCAGUAUUUUUAUGGGUAAAUGUGUGUGUGUGUGUGCCUAGCUCUCCCUGGGUCUUGUAUAAUAUGUUAGAGACUUAGGCUAAUGAUAUAACAUUCACACAUCAGAAUUCCACAUUUGCACUCAAUGUAAACUUUUGUCAAGGAGGUGCAAGUGCUCUGAGAGUAAAGGAGAGGCAAGUACAGUGAGUUUCUUAAGACAGUGUCAGUAUGUUGCCAAGGAAUCACUGGUUUUCACUAAAGAGCCGGCUUUUAUUAGUAAAUAGUACUUGUAUACAGCAUGUGAUUUUUUUCUGAGAGGAGGUAUUUUGAGUGACCUUUUCUCCUAUGUAUUCAUGAAUUAACACUAUUUAUUUUGUGCUUUUUGUUUUACAUAUAUUUUGGGGGGUUUGGGUAAUCCAUUUUUUGAGAGAGAGGAUUAUUUUUUGUUUUGCAACUUUUUAUCAACACAUUCUUUAGAAUAAUUUCUAAACUAAAAAUCUAUGUUGUGCACUGUACACUGCUUUUGAUAGUAACAUUCCAUUGGUGUGUUCCUGAUACCUUUGUUUCAACCAUUUACAAAACAGUUGCUUGUAAAUUACUUCAGCAAAUAAAAUUUCUAAUGAUCACUUAUUAGAAGAAUGGAUUCCUACCCCACUUUGUGAGUAAGUUUUUGAUGUCUGAGAAGAGAGAAAUGAUGAUUAAUUUUCAUUCUUUUUUCUCCUUUUUAUAAGUGAAAUAAGAAAGGUUAUUUGAAACUAGAUUUUCUAAAGAAAGAAAGAGUAUUUCUUAAAUGCAAAAGUAGUAUCAUUUUUUUUCUCUCUUUGUGUUAUGUACCAAGAGGGAGAGUGAUGUAUAAAUAUCCUUAUAUGACAUAAUAACUUUUAUAUUAUUUUGUAGGUAUUGCAUUGACCAGUAACAGUUAUCUGAUCACACCUUUAUUCUCUAUCUCAUGUUUAUAACCUUUAUUACUGUUAUUAUUAUAAUUAUCAUUUCUGAUGGUGAUGGACUUUAUCAUCUCAUGAUUAGUCUUGUGAUGCCAUUGUGGAAUUUCAAGUGUGUUAUUUACCAUAUCCGUAAUUUCAUUUGGUGUUGUGUUUGGAUGCACAGAGGUUUGUGCUUGUAUAUCAAAAGUUAUAUACACUUGUUUGCUUAAAUAGCGUUAAUGAUUUAGCUGUGCCCUCUCUUGAUAAUGUACAGUAUCUAAAAAAAGAAGAAAAAGAAAUCUAGAUUUUCUUUGAUCUUUUGCAUUGGCACACAAUGUGGGUAGAUUCUUAGAGAUAAACAGUACCAUAUAAUGUUGAUUGUUUAGAACUUUUGUUCAUUGAUUUUCAAUGCACUUUGUGAUAUUAAAAGGAAAAUUGUA